CUUCUUCGGGGAAAUUAUUGUUAGAUUGCAAAGAUUUGCUUUUUAAAGUAACUCCCUGAAAAUGUCAUAUUUAAGUGGACAUGCGAGCACUGAGGCGUCCGUUAGCCUUUCUCCUGACAGCAUGAACUCCCAUGAACCACCGACCGAAAGCAUCAUGCGGCCUCGGGUGAUGGGUUUCAUCCUCAGCAUCGCUUCUGGCCUCAUCAUCUCCACCAACCUGCUGGUGGCCGCCGCUCUCCUGAAGCUGCUCCUGAAGAAGAGGAGCCAGAGCUGGGUCUUCGUCCUCAAUUUAGCACUAGCCGACGCCCUGGUGGGAGUGGCCAUCACCGGCCUCGCCACCGAGGACUUCAACGGCAACAGCGUCACUUCUGAUCCUCCAACAAACUCAGAGCCUCCAGCCAGAGCUCAGGGAAAGAUCAGGUGUUUGAUGCGGAUGGCCUUCGUGACGUCGCCCUGCACAGCAUCCAUCAUGUCCAUGUUCCUCAUCUCGCUGGAUCGCUACGCAGCCAUCAAGAUGCCCCUGAGGUACUCCCAGCUGGCGGGGAAGGGGACAGCGGUCGGGUCCCUGCUGGCUGUCUGGAUCAGCUCCCUCACCCUGGGGUUCUUGCCAGUGAUGGUGCGGCAGCUCCAGACGAAGGAUUACGGCGGCUUCUGUGCCUUUUUCUCUGUCAUUAACCACAUGGGCAUAAUCAUGUUGUUCAGCGCGUGCUUCUUCCCCGUGCUCUCUGUAUUCGUUUACAUCUACCUGGACAUCCUGAAGAUCGCCUGCAGCCACCAGAAGCAGAUCUGCCAAGUUAGGCAGGCCGGUUCGAGGACGGGUGACCGCCAAGAUUACGAGAACCAUCCCCACCAGCCACACCAGCAGCUGAGGAGCCACUACUGGAGCCACGUCAAGGCCCUGAGGACAGUGGGGGUGUUGGUGGGCUGCUUCUUGGUCCUCUGGUGCCCCUUCUUUGUGGCGUGCAUCGUGCAUCUUCUGUGUGAAAGCUGCCAACUCAAAGGUGUCUUAGAGAAUUAUUUGUGGUUGUUGGGACUGUCGAACUCUCUGAUCAACCCCCUGGUGUACGCCUUCUGGCAAAGGGAGGUGCGACUGCAGUUAGCCUCCUUGUGUUCCUGCUUUAGGGCGUUGGCUGCUAGGCCUCCAUGUUUCACAGAGAGAUGUGACCCCCAGCCUCCUGUGCUGAAUCAAGCUGGUGCUCCUGCAGGAGAAAACCUCAACCCGUCGUUGUUGCGGGCGAUUUCAGUCAACGACAAGGCUCAAACUGUGCCACUAUCUGCCUCCACCGGAUUGUGAAAGGAACCAGUGAAAAGGUGGCAACAAAAACAUGGCUAGACAGAUAGUCAUUGUUAAUUUCAGAUAAUGGAAACUAUUGAUGUGUUUCAAAUUGCGUAGUACUACUGUUCUUUGGUUUGCUGUUUUGAGUGUGUAAGUGAGUCCCAAUGCAAAGUAUGUCAAAAUGCUCUAAGAACCUGGAUUGUGCACUCAAAACAGUCAAAUAAAUUAGUGUGGGACGCUGCACACAUCUCACACUUAAAGACCGCCAUUUUGGCUACGUAAAGGAAGUUGUAAGACGAGCAGUGAUUGAGGUUCCCUUGGAAACAAAGCCCUAUACAAAUAAGAGUAACAUAAAUAUUAUUUAUUUCACUAACAGACCCCUGGCCUAUACUGGUGCCAAAAGGGAUCCGCCGUGAUUUUGAUAGGGUUAAUU
Messenger RNA from Trematomus bernacchii (emerald rockcod), 1709 nucleotides. Its product is annotated as glucose-dependent insulinotropic receptor. The transcript is spliced from 3 exons. The record is from RefSeq and is a predicted model, not a curated record. Gene Ontology annotation, cellular component: membrane. Lineage: Eukaryota; Metazoa; Chordata; Actinopteri; Perciformes; Nototheniidae. The coding region runs from base 62 to 1294 and encodes 410 amino acids. Gene Ontology annotation, biological process: G protein-coupled receptor signaling pathway. Gene Ontology annotation, molecular function: phosphatidylcholine binding; G protein-coupled receptor activity.